Messenger RNA from Lentinula edodes (shiitake mushroom), 678 nucleotides. Its product is annotated as clasp N-terminal domain-containing protein. The record is from RefSeq and is a predicted model, not a curated record. Gene Ontology annotation, molecular function: microtubule binding. The coding region runs from base 1 to 678 and encodes 225 amino acids. Lineage: Eukaryota; Fungi; Basidiomycota; Agaricomycetes; Agaricales; Omphalotaceae. The transcript has a single exon. Gene Ontology annotation, biological process: mitotic spindle assembly. Gene Ontology annotation, cellular component: cytoplasmic microtubule; spindle microtubule; microtubule organizing center.
AUGGACAACCUCGCCUCGAUUCGUACAGACAUCUCUCUGACAGAGACAGAAGACUCUUGGGAGAAAAUAUGCAGGGGUAUCGUCUCAUUCUCAGAAUUCAUUCGCGCUUCAUCCACGAACGGCACUCACGAGAUCAUCACGAAAGCCCGCGAGCUGCAUAGACCUAUCAUCAAUGCUAUGAAGUCGGAAAGGACAAGGCUCUCUGGGCCAGCUAUUGAUCUUAUCUCUACUCUGGCGUCAGAACUGGGCACCGACUUUGAACCACUUCUUCAUCUCUUCUUUCCAACUCUACUUCUACUUUGCGCUCGUACGAGCAAAGUAGUUGUUGGUCGUGCACGCAGCUGUAUUCUGUGCAUCAUUGAGACAACUCAACUGGUCACAGUCAUUCCAUACUUCAUCCAAGCCAUCCGCGACAAAUCCGUCUCCCUUAGAACAGUCGCAGCAGAGAGCACACUGGCGUGUUUGAACUCUCUAAACCCGCCGGACUUGGAAAAAGAGGAAAGGACGAAGGAUAUAGAGGCCUUCAUUAAGAUGUCGGUCAGGGAUGCCAAUGCUGAAGUCCGGAAGAUUGGCAAGCAGAUAUAUCAAGCAUACGAGUUGUUGCUCCCAAACAAGGCAGAAAGGUUCGUUGGAAUUUGUACUCUAGAGAUGCUUCGAUUUCUUAUCAUGCCUACCUAG